GCAAACCAGGACCAAGCAAACUUAGACGCGCCAAAAGAAUCGUGGUUAUAGGGACUGCAGGCCUACCAGUUGACUAUUAUCAAAGUUAUUGCCAAUAUUUCCAUCACCACCCAAAUAAACCCAUACGCAAAUGUCAGAAAGGUAGCAUCUUAUUUGUGAAGCCAAACAACAUGGCUUCCUUGUUCAAAAAUACUGUCCCGAGGGCAGCAAGCCCCUUGAGGCUGCCAAUAAAACAACCUUCAAGUUGCCUUCGGCUACCAUUACCGCCGCAGAGGAACCAGUCAACUACGUCCCGGAGCUCAGCGUCAGAGAACCAGGCUAUGCCCCUGGGGCGAUACUACGACAUCCUCCUUAGCGACCCUCCACCAUACAGACACCUGAACCCCUUGAGGCCGCCGUCAUCCGCGGCCCAAGAACCUAAAGAGCCAGCGGAGAAGGCUACUUCAGCAAAACCAGCAGAAACCCCAGCCCCUUCCGCUCCUCCGACGCCAGCGCCGCCACCUGCAGACGCGGCCGAGAAGGCGCGCAUCGUGUUUGGAUCCCCGCUCGCCGGCCCGGCCGCACGUGCCGAGCGCCUGCGGCAGAUGCGCGAGAAGGGCAAGAUGGUGGCCGGCGUCCUGGUGCCCCCAAAACCUGAGGAGCCUGACCACUGUUGCAUGAGCGGCUGCGUAAACUGCGUCUGGGACACGUUCCGUGAGGAAAUGGAGGAAUGGGUGACUGCCAACGCCGAGGCGGAAAGGCGGCUGGCUGCUGGUGCAUCUCCUGAGUCGAGUGCUCCUGCUGCCAGCGAGACGUCGGUGAAGAAGACUUCCCCGAGUCCCGGUCAGGCUACCGUCGUCAGUAUGGAUGAUGACGGUGGCGGUUCUGAGACUAACUGGGAUGUUGGGGAGGUGAAACCGGCGGAGGGUGUCAAAAUCUCCAAGGAUCUGUGGAGUGAUGACCUCUAUCGCGAUAUUCCAGUGGGGAUCAGGGAGUUUAUGAAGCAGGAGAAAAAGCUGAAGGAGAAGCAUAAGCGCGAAGGCACCACUGGGGGCUGAGCCAUCUUGGGUAUGUGGAGGUUGCAGGAACAUCUAGUUGGUUUAUGAGGCAAAUGAUGCGCCAUCACUAGUGUGGAAGGGAAGUCGAGGCAUCGUGUAUAUGCUAGGUUUUAUAAUCCUAUCUGUUCCGACUCGGAGUCAAAUAUCAACAUGUAAUCCGUUCUGCAAUGCUGUCCCCCCCAUAGGCGAAUGAGAGGGAAACCCUAACAAAAGUGCGUCCUUUGCGCUACAAAAUACACAAAGCCGCC
Messenger RNA from Pyricularia oryzae 70-15, 1285 nucleotides. RefSeq lists its product as uncharacterized. The record is from RefSeq and is a predicted model, not a curated record. NCBI's taxonomy places the organism in Eukaryota, Fungi, Ascomycota, Sordariomycetes, Magnaporthales, Pyriculariaceae. Gene Ontology annotation, cellular component: mitochondrion. The transcript has a single exon. Bases 171 to 1037 code for a protein of 288 amino acids.